AUGCAGAGUAAUCAUACAGCCGCCUCCAGUCAUUAUGAGGUGCUGAGCAUCUCCCUGAUGUCGCUCCUGGCUGUGCUCAUUACGGUGGGGAAUGUGCUGAGCUUGACCGUGUUCCUGGGUUCCAGACGUUUCCGCACUUCGCAGGGAUACCUCAAAAUGUCCCUGGCCUCAGCGGAUCUGGCCGUGGGUGUUGCCGUGGUCCCGUACUCGGUUUACAACGAGGUUGAGGGUCUGAUGACCUCGCGGGGUCAAAGUUCAAGCGUAGGCUCCAACGUUUCUGCUGAGGUUGUGCCAGUCUCCGAGGGCUUUCAGCCGUGCUUCGUUAUGGGACCCGUGUUUGCGGGGUGCACCUUAGUAUCCAUCACCACCAUCUUCCUCCUGUCACUGGAGCGAGCCAUCACUGUGCUCAGACCGCUGCAGAAGAACAUGAUAGUGACCAAAGAGAGGACCUUAGGCCUCAUUGCGCUGACCUGGCUUCUGUGCUUCUCCCUAGCCGUGACCCCUCUGCUCCUGUCCGAGGACAUAACCCUGGAGUUCAGCUCCUGCAGCAAGAUGUGUAACUACGCCCCCUGUCCAGUGGGGCAUCACCACCACCCUCGCAAUGCCAGUUCCAGCCCAGUGGCCAACAUCAUGCUUGUGUUCCCCAUCUUCGACUUCGCCAUGCUGGGCGCCACCUGUGCGGUCAACGCCGUCACCUUCUCGGCCGUGCGGCGCUUCUGCCGGGCCCGGGCACAGGAGGCCGGCGCCAGGAUGCCCAUGUCCAACGGGCCGUCCUUCUCGGACAUCCGCGCCGCCAAGACCAUCUGCGUCCUGACGGGGUUUUUCUGCGCCUCCUUCAUGCCCGUGGCCGUGCUAGUGACGGCCAGCGUGCUGCUGGGCCGCAACUGGUGCCACUUCUCCCUCUACGCCUUCUGGAUCCUGACCUGCAGUAGCGGCUGGAACGUGCUCAUCUACAGCGCCCGCGACAGACGCUUCCGCCAGCGCACCCGCGAGCUCCUGCUGGGCUGCCGGCGGGCAGACAGACAGAGGAGGGUGGACGCCACCACGCGGCAUGAGCUGACCUUAACGACUCUCCCCGUGGACGGAUCUUUCAGCCAGAACUCGCCACAGUGCAGCCCGGGCACCUCACACCUGCUCAGGGUGAACAGGAGCUGA
This is a messenger RNA of Sardina pilchardus (European sardine), 1155 nucleotides long. RefSeq names its product adenosine receptor A3-like. Gene Ontology annotation, molecular function: G protein-coupled receptor activity. The transcript has 2 exons. Lineage: Eukaryota; Metazoa; Chordata; Actinopteri; Clupeiformes; Clupeidae. The record is from RefSeq and is a predicted model, not a curated record. Bases 1 to 1155 code for a protein of 384 amino acids. Gene Ontology annotation, biological process: G protein-coupled receptor signaling pathway. Gene Ontology annotation, cellular component: plasma membrane.